AUGGCGAUGAUCACGGCGGGGUGCCUUGUCAACGUCAGUGACUCCGUCGCGCAGAAGCUCUCGGGGUACCAGAAGAUUGAGAAGCGCAUACUCCUGCUCAAGAUGGUUGUUGGCAACAAGUUAGCUCCACUUCUGAUGAAGGAGUACAGCUCCAUAGUGGGAGCGAAAAAAGAUCUCCAAGAGCUCCAUUGUCAAGUUGUGGAGAUCAACAAUUGGUUGGAAAGCGUAGGAGGUAAAGCUGCGUGGAAUGACCCAUCAUUUAAUUGGCUCAAAGAGUUGAAAGAUAUUGCUUACAAAGUUGAUGAUAUUGGGAACUAUAAAGUUGUAGAUCCCAUCAAGCUCAACAAUUUUCAUAAACUUUUAUCUUAA
Molecule: messenger RNA, 369 nt
Organism: Miscanthus lutarioriparius
Lineage: Eukaryota; Viridiplantae; Streptophyta; Magnoliopsida; Poales; Poaceae
Source: the annotation of a GenBank genome assembly